Messenger RNA from Staurois parvus, 993 nucleotides. NCBI's taxonomy places the organism in Eukaryota, Metazoa, Chordata, Amphibia, Anura, Ranidae. The record is from the annotation of a GenBank genome assembly.
UUUUAUACUUGUAAAAAAAUCAGCCCUGUCCCUGGAAGCAAAGUUGAAAAGAGGCCGUUUGGAUCCCCUUACGAGUUCACCUACCACGAUUCUGGAGCUUACACACAGAUGGAUGAUGUAAUCGAUGACAUCAUUAGCUUGGAGUCUAGCUAUAAUGAAGAAAUUCUCAUGAUGGAUCCUGCUAUGCAAAUGGCAAACACGUUGCCAGUGUCUGCAAAUUUGAUUGACAUAUAUGCAAAUCAAGGUAUGCCUGCUCCUGGGGUAAACAGUAAUUCUUGCCCUGCUAAUCUUCCAAAUAUCAAAAGGGAGCUUACAGAGUCAGAAGCAAGAGCGCUGGCCAAGGAAAGACAGAAGAAGGACAAUCACAAUCUAAUUGAACGAAGACGAAGAUUUAACAUCAACGAUCGUAUAAAAGAAUUAGGAACUUUAAUACCCAAGUCAAAUGACCCGGAUAUGAGGUGGAACAAGGGAACCAUUCUGAAAGCCUCUGUGGAUUAUAUACGCAAACUUCAGAGAGAGCAGCAGAGAUCGAAGGAGCUCGAGAACAAACAGAAGAAGCUUGAACACGCCAACAGACACCUGCUGCUUAGAAUACAGGAACUGGAGAUGCAAGCCAGAGCCCAUGGACUCUCCAUCAUGCCUUCCACAGGUCUUUGUUCUUCUGAUCUGGUAAAUCGAGUCAUCAAGCAGGAACCAAUGUUGGACAGCUGCAACCAGGAGGUUUUGCAAAACCAUCACGAUAUGUCCGGCACCAGCACCCUGGAUCUCACCGACGGUACCAUCACCUUUAGCAACAACCUUAGGAACAUUAACGACUCCCCCACCACCUACAGCAUGCCCGCAAAGAUGGGCUCCAAACUGGAAGAUAUAUUCAUGGACGAUACCCUUUCCCCAAGAGUACACGACACACUUCAUUCAGUAUCUCCGGGUGCCUCCAAAACAAACAGCAGAAGGAGCAGCAUAAGCAUGGAAGAAAAUGACCAUCACUGUUAG